Messenger RNA from Caenorhabditis remanei, 1326 nucleotides. RefSeq lists its product as uncharacterized. Lineage: Eukaryota; Metazoa; Nematoda; Chromadorea; Rhabditida; Rhabditidae. Gene Ontology annotation, molecular function: clathrin-cargo adaptor activity. Gene Ontology annotation, biological process: intracellular protein transport; clathrin-dependent endocytosis. Bases 1 to 1326 code for a protein of 441 amino acids. Gene Ontology annotation, cellular component: cytoplasmic vesicle; AP-2 adaptor complex. The transcript is spliced from 10 exons. The record is from RefSeq and is a predicted model, not a curated record.
AUGAUUGGCGGAUUGUUUGUGUAUAAUCACAAAGGAGAAGUGCUCAUCUCGAGAAUUUAUCGCGAUGAUGUUACACGCAAUGCUGUCGACGCUUUCCGAGUCAAUGUCAUCCACGCUCGACAACAAGUCCGAUCGCCAGUCACCAACAUGGCCCGCACUUCGUUUUUCCAUGUGAAGCGGGGAAAUGUCUGGAUUUGUGCGGUGACUCGUCAAAAUGUCAAUGCUGCUAUGGUUUUCGAGUUUCUCAAGCGAUUCGCCGACACAAUGCAAUCGUAUUUUGGAAAGUUGAACGAGGAGAACGUGAAGAACAACUUUGUGCUCAUCUACGAACUUCUAGAUGAGAUUUUAGACUUUGGAUAUCCGCAAAACACGGAUCCAGGAGUUCUCAAGACUUUCAUCACUCAACAAGGAGUUCGUACUGCUGAUGCUCCGGUUCCAGUCACCAAAGAGGAGCAGUCUCAAAUCACGUCUCAAGUGACUGGACAAAUUGGAUGGCGUCGAGAGGGUAUUAAAUACCGCCGAAAUGAGCUUUUCUUGGAUGUCAUCGAAUAUGUCAACUUGCUUAUGAACCAACAAGGGCAGGUUCUUUCUGCUCAUGUCGCUGGAAAGGUUGCCAUGAAAUCGUAUCUGAGUGGAAUGCCGGAAUGCAAGUUUGGAAUCAACGACAAGAUCACCAUCGAAGGAAAAUCAAAGCCAGGAAGUGACGAUCCAAACAAAGCAAGCCGUGCCGCCGUGGCUAUCGAUGACUGUCAAUUCCACCAAUGCGUGAAGCUCACGAAAUUUGAGACCGAGCACGCGAUUUCUUUUAUCCCACCGGACGGCGAGUACGAGUUGAUGAGAUACCGCACCACCAAAGAUAUCCAACUUCCAUUCCGUGUCAUCCCAUUGGUUCGUGAAGUUUCUCGUAACAAGAUGGAAGUCAAGGUUGUCGUCAAGUCCAAUUUCAAACCAUCCUUGCUCGCCCAAAAAAUUGAAGUUCGCAUCCCAACGCCACCAAACACAUCCGGCGUUCAGCUCAUUUGCAUGAAGGGAAAAGCCAAAUACAAGGCUGGCGAGAAUGCCAUUGUGUGGAAGAUCAAGCGUAUGGCUGGAAUGAAGGAGAGCCAAAUCUCAGCUGAAAUCGAUCUCCUCUCUACUGGAAACGUUGAGAAGAAGAAAUGGAAUCGCCCACCGGUCAGCAUGAACUUUGAGGUUCCAUUUGCUCCGUCUGGACUCAAAGUCCGUUACUUGAAGGUUUUCGAGCCAAAACUCAACUAUUCUGAUCAUGAUGUCAUCAAGUGGGUCCGAUACAUUGGACGAUCCGGAUUGUACGAGACUCGAUGCUAG